Heterocephalus glaber (naked mole-rat) is the source of this 11331-nucleotide messenger RNA. RefSeq names its product potassium voltage-gated channel subfamily A member 2 (gene Kcna2). The record is from RefSeq and is a predicted model, not a curated record. Lineage: Eukaryota; Metazoa; Chordata; Mammalia; Rodentia; Bathyergidae. Gene Ontology annotation, cellular component: axon terminus; juxtaparanode region of axon; voltage-gated potassium channel complex. Gene Ontology annotation, molecular function: protein binding; delayed rectifier potassium channel activity. Gene Ontology annotation, biological process: potassium ion transmembrane transport; action potential; protein homooligomerization.
CCUUUGGGUGUGCAUGGCGCGGGGCGGAGGGCGCAGAGAGGAGCUAGGAAAUACAGCUGACAGCAUAACCAUGUCUGGUAAAUAGCUCGGGUUGGUGGAACCCGAAUCACUUGGUCUGCCGGGCCGCAUUCGCUUCUCUGGCACCGAAUAAAAUCAGCUCUGGGGCAGAAAGGAGCUGUCCCCCUUAGCCUGAGCUGUGGGCUGCCGCAAAAACUCUUAAGUUUAGGAGGAAGCUGAGAUCUGGGGCAACAGCGGGGAGCAACCUACUCCCAACCCCCAGAGUUCAGGUUCCUAUUUUUUCGGGUGGAAACGGAGCCUCCUCUGUCCUUUGGCGGGCAAAAACUCAGGCUGCACUCGGACCCUCAGCGGGAGCCGACCGCGUUGGACAGGAAGGGGUUAAGGUGGCGCUCUAGCUGGCCGCCAGCUGGAGGGUCGGGCCCGCCUCUCACAGCCCAGCGCCUCGCGGAGCGUGCCCGCGCCGGGCGAUCCUGGCUGGAGCCCCCGGUGACGGGGAAAGGGCUGAGACCCCUCCCCGCCCUGCGGCCAGCUGGCUUGGGCCGGCAGGGGGCCAGCCAGGAAGCCAGCUUCCUCCUAGCUCCCCCUUUCGCUGCUGCCAAACAGCCUCACAGCCAAGCAGGCUGAGUGUUUGUUCUGCGCUCCUGCCGCGGAGAUGUGAGGGGUUUUCUCUUGGGGAGAAAUCAGUGGUCCAGCGACUGCCUGGCUCAAAUGCCACCCAGCUCAGAAGGAGGCCUGCGGCCCAGGGAUCCCGGAGGGAGAGCAACGUCACACCUCCUGAGGACAGCCUGGAGGACUCUGGCAUUUGCUGAGCUGUGCAUCUUGCCUCCAUCCUUCCAAAGCCUCCUGACCCAGGCAGCACUGUUCUGGAGUCCCGCAUGCCCCUGGUCAGGCACCCCACUGCCCCUGCAGUCCAGUUCAGCCCAAGCGAGCUCACCUCCAGGACCUGGAGCCUGUCCUACUGCUCAGAAUGACUCACCAUUAUUUCUAGCUCAAGUGAGAAGACACGAUGGGGAGUUGGGCUGCCUAUUUGUGCAUCUAGGAUUCCCCAGCAUCUGAUCAGUUCUGUGAGGAAGAGAGCCUCAGGUUCCUGCCUGGCCAGCCAAGCGAGGCUGUCUCUCCAGCUGUCAAGAGAGCUGUGGGGCUCUCCUGUGCAGGAGUUCAGGCCAAUGCUACUGCGUUUCCUGGGGCCUUUAGCAGCAUCCUGAGCCCCACUGCCACCAGGCGGCUGGAAGGCAUAGUGUGAAGCUCUCCUCUCAGCCCUAAUUAUGACAGUGGCCACCGGAGACCCAGCAGAUGAGGCUGCUGCCCUCCCUGGGCAUCCACAGGACACCUAUGACCCAGAGGCAGACCAUGAGUGCUGUGAAAGGGUGGUGAUCAACAUCUCAGGGCUUCGGUUUGAAACCCAGCUCAAGACCUUAGCGCAGUUUCCAGAGACCCUCUUAGGGGAUCCCAAGAAGCGAAUGAGGUACUUUGAUCCCCUCCGGAAUGAGUACUUUUUCGAUCGCAACCGCCCUAGCUUUGAUGCCAUUUUGUACUACUACCAGUCUGGGGGCCGGCUGAGGCGACCGGUGAAUGUGCCCUUAGAUAUAUUCUCGGAAGAAAUCCGGUUUUAUGAACUGGGAGAAGAAGCUAUGGAGAUGUUUCGGGAGGAUGAAGGCUACAUCAAGGAGGAAGAGCGUCCUCUGCCAGAAAAUGAGUUCCAGAGACAGGUGUGGCUUCUCUUUGAAUAUCCAGAGAGCUCAGGGCCUGCCAGGAUUAUAGCCAUUGUAUCUGUCAUGGUGAUUCUGAUCUCAAUUGUCAGCUUCUGUCUGGAAACAUUGCCUAUCUUCCGGGAUGAGAAUGAAGACAUGCAUGGUGGUGGGGUGACCUUCCACACCUACUCCAAUAGCACCAUGGGGUAUCAGCAAUCCACUUCCUUCACUGACCCUUUCUUCAUUGUAGAGACUCUCUGCAUCAUCUGGUUCUCCUUUGAGUUUUUGGUGAGGUUCUUUGCCUGUCCCAGCAAAGCCGGCUUCUUCACCAACAUCAUGAACAUCAUUGACAUUGUGGCCAUUAUCCCCUACUUCAUCACCCUGGGGACAGAGCUGGCUGAGAAGCCAGAGGAUGCCCAACAAGGCCAGCAGGCCAUGUCACUGGCCAUCCUUCGUGUCAUCCGGUUGGUAAGAGUCUUUAGGAUUUUCAAGUUGUCCAGACACUCGAAAGGUCUCCAGAUUCUAGGUCAGACCCUCAAAGCCAGCAUGAGAGAAUUGGGCCUCCUGAUAUUCUUCCUUUUCAUUGGGGUCAUCCUUUUCUCUAGUGCUGUCUAUUUUGCAGAAGCUGAUGAGCGAGAGUCCCAGUUCCCCAGCAUCCCAGAUGCCUUCUGGUGGGCAGUCGUCUCCAUGACAACUGUAGGCUAUGGAGACAUGGUGCCAACUACCAUUGGGGGAAAGAUAGUGGGUUCGCUGUGCGCAAUUGCAGGUGUGUUAACCAUUGCCUUACCAGUCCCUGUCAUAGUGUCCAAUUUCAACUACUUCUACCACCGGGAGACCGAGGGAGAGGAGCAGGCCCAGUACUUACAAGUUACAAGCUGUCCAAAGAUCCCUUCCUCCCCUGACCUGAAGAAAAGUAGAAGUGCCUCUACUAUUAGUAAGUCUGAUUACAUGGAGAUCCAGGAGGGAGUAAACAACAGUAAUGAGGACUUUAGAGAGGAAAACUUGAAAACAGCCAACUGCACCUUGGCUAACACAAACUAUGUGAAUAUUACCAAAAUGUUAACUGAUGUCUGAUUGAAGCCUAUUAACAUAAUCACAGCUCAAUGGAACUAAUACAGAUGUUGCAUAAUAGCCUGUAUUGUAGUCAGUGUGUUCUACAGUGUGCAUCUGGUUCUGCAUGGAAAGCAAUAGUCGUGCAAGUGACUUUUGAUCUUUUGAUUUUUGAUUUAGAACACAGAGUAUCUAUCAUGGCUUUCAUGCAAAUCUUUAUAUUUGACUUAUGGGUUUCCAAAGAUGAGAGUUAUCUGUGGAACCAGGAUGUCAGAGACACAUUGAGGCCACUUCAUAUCCAAUACACAAUUUGCUAUAUCAGCACCACCUUGUCUUCCUGAUUAAACACACACAAGACCUCUCCCCUCACUACCACCCCACUUGAGCCCACCUGCCUCUGCACAAGGACACCAUCAUGGCUUAGUUUUAAAGCUCUGGUGAUUACUCAAAAGGUCAUUUCCAUUUUUGCAUUGAAAAGAACACACAGUCCUGUGUGUUGGAAUUACUUUUCUAUGUUACAGGCUGGGGUUUGUGAAUUGCAGUUGCCAAGUAGAUGCUUCGGAGCCUUGUGUUUCAUAACUGAAAAUGCUGCAUUCUGCUUUUUCUCUGCAGUGUCGAUGUGAGGGAAACCUGGGGGAGGGACAGUUAGUAUGACUGAAUAGGAGUUGUCAAGUUUCACAUUUGUUCCCUUAAGACCUACAAGGAGAAGCUACCCGAGCAAGGAACUGCUCAGCUUCACAUUUCAUCAUUUUUGCAAGCUACGGGGUCACGAAAACAUGUCUGAUUUCUUUAUUUACACUGGAGUUUGCAGGCACCUGCUUUCCUAAUGAUGUGGCCCAGCUACACUGACACUGCAGUGAAAUUUACCAGUGAUGCAAUUGAGCUGCAUGGGUGUUCAUUGCAUGAAUCUCAAUAUUUAAAACACAGGAGAUAUCCUAUUUUCUUAGUAGCCUAUACAGUAUUCAUAUUUAGAGUAUUAAUAGCCUUGGGAUAUCAUUGAACUAGGGUUUUUUCCCCAUCAGAAUGCAAAAGCCCUCCACCAGGAGAAAAAAUAGACUAUUUCGAAUAAGGAACCAAAACUCCUGGCCUUUCAGCCCACCCAUCUCUGUUCCUUCAGUGAGAGCACAGAAUCCAGUGCAGCAGAAAGAGCAGAAAAAGUAGAGUCUGGAUAUUCACAUGACUGCACCUUAGGAAUUAACUUAGUGAUGGGUGUGACUACACAGCUGACCAGGGCAUCCGUCUUGAGAACAGGCAGGUCUGUGUAUCCAGUGUAUAUAAAUACCUAUCGGGUCUCUCUGUCUCUGUCUGUCUGUCUCUAUUUCUCUCUGUCUGUCUAUCUCUCUCUCUCUUUCUCUCUUUGUCUUGUGUUCCUCUACCUAGCUAGCUAUAGAAAAAAUUGCAUUUGAACAUUAUAUAAGCUUAUGCAAUAUUUUUGACACAGGGCAAUUUAUGCAUGUGUUUAACUAUGUGCACUAGAAUAUAUAUAUAUAUAUAUAUGCAUAUGUGUGUAUAUGUACACACACACAUAUAUAUAUUCAUUCUCUGGAGUUCAGAUUCAGAAGCAAACCCAUUGCUCUAUGGGUUGGCUGUGUAAGAAGCCAAAUGGGUCUCACUAGUAACACCACUGGACCUGGGUUUGCUCUCUUGCCUCGGACACUCCAGUCUUCAUGGAUUCCUAGAUGUUAGAAUUGUCUUUCUGCCCUCCAUGUGCUGCAGCUUCAGUUUCCCAUGACUGAAGCUUGUCUUACUGAGUGCACAAGGGCCCUAUGGCCCUCACAGCUCCAGCUGUCCUGGGCCAGACCCACCCCAGGCCUCCUCUCUAAACUUCUUCCUGUUUCUCAUCUCCAUUCUCAUCAUUUCUUGUCCUAUUUUAUUUUCAGUAUCAUUUGGCUCUGCAUCCUUCAUUUUCAACAACCUGUCCCUAGAGAGCCAGAAUGGAUCCUCUGCUUUGUAACCAAGGAGUAGGGCUCCCUGGGACCAAAUUCCAUUGAUCUGGACUUAAAAGGGAGCCUCCUCUGUGUGGAAAUUUCUAAACUCCAGGACCAAGUGAUGAAGUCCUGAGAUGAUUCAAAGACAUCAGACUCAAACUCUUUCCCCAUUAAAUAGGCAACCAGAGAUCCUUUAAAAAAAAUAACCCCCAAAAUGGAUAAAGAAUUUCCCCCCACCCUCCAGAAUAGGUAAAGAAUGAAAGAGUACUGCUUAGCCUAGAAGUAGAGAACAGUUUGGUCCUAAGAUGGGUUGGGGGGCUCUUUGCCUUUGACAUAGUGGCUAAAUUUCCCAAACACAGAUAAUUACGGUGGUCAGGCUGUCCAGUGGUGGUGCCAGCACAGGCCUCACUGUUGGUUAGUUAGCACUUACAGUUGACUUGGGGGUGGGGCACCACCUCAGGGUGCUAGGCCCAGGGUGCUUAUUAGUUCCUGGUCACCCUCCUCCCCAGGUGUCUGCAGGGCAUCCCAUGCCCAGCACAAAGCCUCUGUGCUUCUUUUCCUCUCCCUCAUGGGAAGUGGUGCUGAAUCUCAAGACAUGGGAUAGACACAGACAUUUAGAAAAUAGAAGGUUAAAGCAACCUAUACUUGAGGCCUAGGUCAGGAGCUAGAUAUCAGAGCAUCCUUGGUCUGGGACUAUAAAAUGUUCACACACAUGCAAGCACAUCCAUCAUAAAGUAGAUGAUACAUUGUUGCCAUACACAAGUACAAAGCAUGCAGCAUACAUGCAAAAUACAGCUAAGUUAAUGUAAAAGGUAGACAUGAAAGAUAGAUGGUGAUAACUACAUGCAAAAUAUAUGCACUCAGCACAAACAUAGAAUGUACUUACCAACAGAACAUCCACAAAAGACCUGCAUACUCCAUAUACAAAUACACAACCUGAAACCCAGAUCAAAAAUACAUAAAACUAUGGAAAUGUGUACAAAAUACACAAAGGAUACUUUACUAUUUUUCUACACACAAACUCAGCAUAUACACACAAUGUACAUACUUAUACUAGGCACACAAAAUACAGCACACAUGUCCAAGAACAUACAAUGUACACAAAAUGCAGACAUAUAGUCACAUUGGUUUGCUUCCAGAUCUAUAAAUUAAUGGGCAUAAACAAAUGAUCACAUAAAAGAGCACUUUUUAGGGCCUUCAAUGAUACAAACAGCCCACUGCGGCAUGCGUGCCAUAGGUUUACCACCACUGCCCUAGCCCGAAUCAGUAUUCUUCAGUAUUCUCCAAGGAAUCACUUCCUCUAGUCUCUUAUUUUACCUCCUGAUUUCCAUCCUGAAAAGUAACCCCUGAAAUUUCAAGCAGAAUGAUGAUGGGCCACUACAUUGAGCAUAGGAAUCUCACACAGUUUCUACCUAUUCACCUUUCUUCUACCAGCACCAUGGGUGGAAGGUGUGGAAGGAUUUGGGGCAACUGGAAACCUAAUAGAGAUCUCUUUGCCAUGACCCUUCUUUCAAAGAGUCCACACAGACAGCUGAGUAACCCAGGCUUCCCAACUCCCAGCAUCCGGAAUUCCCCACAUUCUCUUCAAAGCAGUGACGACUUAAAAAAAAAAGCAGUGAUGACUUAAGAAACUGCAUGAUCCUGGGCCCCAAACCAGGAUAAAGAUGCUCCCAUGAAAGCGCUAAUAUUCCAAGUCCCUAACUUGAGUGUUCAUGUUGUUGCCCAGUGUAGGACUAGUUCUAUCUACUCUCUAGCUCUAGCUCUCAUUUUGGCCACCUUCCUCGUGGUUGGCCAUGAAGUAUCAGUGUUAACUCAUGUUGAAGGAAGUCAUUACCCUCUGAAAAGCCUCAGGCUUGGAGUUCAUUGCUGCCUGCAGUAGUGGAAAAGAGGUGGAGGCUGACCUCCCACUGAGGAAACUGCAGGACAGUGUGCAAACUGCAAAUGAAGGUGGUAUCAUUUCCACUUCGCUACCACCACCACCACUUCUCAUAGCAGUAAAGAAACCACUGUGCUUGGACUUUCUUUACCCAGGACAGAGCAUGAUGGCAGUGAGCCCUGCUCUCCAGGACUCCUCUGAGCCUACUGUCAUGCCAACCUGCAUGUGAAUGGUGGCUGACUUGUCUGUUAGAGCUGUGAUAUCUAGGUUUCUCCUGGGUUGCAGAAUGGAGGUUCCCCUGCCUUGAGGAAGUGUCCAUUGCCAGGUUUGAACUCUUGCCCUUGACCUCAGUAACAUUAGCUACUUGAGUCAACCAGCAGGGAUUGGAUGCUGGGAGCUGUCUCAGUAGCUAUUGUGGCUAUUACUGUAUCCUCAGGCUUGGCCUUGCCGAGUCUAGCCCUGUUCUGCCAAGACACAGCAAGCAGAGAUAGGAGGCGGGGGAUCUCUCAUAAACUGGGAUGAGUCUGUUCCUAAACCUAGUUCACCUUUUCCUUCUUUCUGCUUUCCUUCCCACCAAAGCUCAGCUCCAUCUUUCAUCAUUUGUGUUUGAUUAUUUUUAAAGAAGAAAAGUGCAAUAAAAUCAAUAGUGACUGUUUUCUUUAGCAAUAGCUCUUUCAAAAUCUUGCUCUCAGGACUGAAAAGUGAUAGAUAGUACUUGGAUUAUGAAGUCAUAUCCUUGACUUCUGGGUGUUCAUUCAUUCUCUCUAGUUCCUUCCUCCCACAUGUUCACAGGACUCCUGUCUCCUGAAGUCUGACCUCCUUCUGGAAUGGACAUAUAUGAGAUGGCAGUGCACACACAAGGAAGGCCCACGAGAAGGUGUUCUUUGUCACUCUGCUGCUUUCCUGUGUGCACCUUUGUCUCUGUGUGGCUCUGUGCCUCUUUCCCUCCCCUUUCUGCCCACUCUCACACAUCACCCUUGAAACCUCUAGGUACUGAAACCUUUACUUUGAGUGACCUCGUGCCAGCCCAUCUGGUCAACUUUGUGUCAGUCUGUCUGGCAGGGUGUAAUGGAAGCCUGCAGGAAAGCGCUUGCCAAUAGAUAAGAAUAAAGCAUCCUGAGCCAUUACGGGAGAUCGUGUCCAAGUACUAAAAGCCAUUACAUGACCCUUUUGCAGCCCUUCUUUCCCUCCCCAGAGAGAUGGAAACUGAGGGAAUGUGUUGGAAGGUUUGCGCCUGGGAUCUGUAGUAGCUUUGGCUGAUUUGGGAAUUACCCUCUGACUCUCCUUCACAAUAAGCUGACUUGUUCAGCCGCAAGACUUGAUGAGAAUUGUAGAGGGAGGCAGGUCCUUGUGGGUUUGGGUAGAGGUAUAGAAGCACAGAUGUUUGGGUGGUUAAGGCAUGACACUUGUACGAUAAAGCCCGUCCACCCACUGCAAUGUGCAGCUGCACAAACAUUUGCCAUAUCACCAUGGGCUUCUGAAGAGUCCCCUUUCCUGAAAUAUCUGUGAUGUUAAACAUUAAGGCUGGACAAUCAGGGAAGGCUGGCAAGCCCAGGGUCCCAUUCCAUUCUUUUUCAGUCUACCUUGCUCUACGCACAUAUCUACAACCAAACCUCAUUUAACCCACAGGGAAACCUCAGGGAAGGGAAUGUCCUGGCUGCUUUGCAAUUCUGGUUAUUUGAGUGAGAAUGGGAAAAUGUGUAGUUCAGCUUUUGUUCGUUACUGAAAAGUAAUAUUUCCUAAGUAGGUUAGUAUAAACUCUCCUGCCUUAGUAAGUAGAGCGUUUGAAGAUGACAGACCUUGCUUUGCUCAGGGUCAACCUUCUAAACCUCAGUGCUCAAUGUACAGAAAUGGAGAUGAAGCAGACCAAAGAGACAGGCUGAAUGAUGCUGGCUUCAAAACAGACCUGGAAAUGGUCAGUUGGGCACAUCUUGACUUAUCAGAUAAUGCUCUUGCUGUCAUGUGCCUCUUUCUACUGAAAGUACAGUAAGAAUGCAUAAUUUUUGUCCAUUAAGGUUUUGGUUAAUUGGUCCUGAGUUAUUGGAGGUUUUCCAUAUAUACAUAUAUCUGUGUGUAUAUAUAUAUAUAUGUAUAAUACAUGUAUGCCAUUAUUUUUAAAACUAUACAAAUAUACAUUCUCCCAUCUCCUUAAAUGUGGAAUAAAUUUGACAAUCCAAGAAAUGAGCUGCAUUUAUUUGAAUUUUUUUUAAAUGACCUUCCUUUGCAUUUUUCCACCUCUCCAGUUUUUCUCUUUUUCUUCUUAGGGACCUCUCUGGAAGGCAGUUCUUUCAUAACAAAAGAAUAGGUUCCAGGAUCACCUCUUUCGUUUCCCUCCCAGGUAACAGCCUGACUCAGGGAUAAAAGAGGAGUGUGAUCUAAGGACCAGGUGCUUUUUCUUUUAUCCUGUCUGCCCUGGUUGGCUGUAACCUCGUCACUGAGGACCAGAAAGGUUAUGCCAAAAUGUAGCUCUGGGGAAGUGAAAACCUUGAGACCUGGCAAAGGACUUACCUACUAAGCUUUUUCUUCUGCAGCUGUGGUGCCUAAGUUUGAAUUGUGCCAGUUCUGAAACUAACAUUUUAGAUUAAGCACUAAAGGUCAUAUCUGGCCCAUGGAAAGUGAGAUUUGUGGCAAUCAAUGGAACUGAAAAAAAAACAAAACACUCUGUUGUUGAUUCUUCAGAAAUCUAAGCAGAGGGUGUGGGCAUUAGAGCAACUGCAAUUCAGUUGCCUCUUUAGGGCUGAGCUGUAUAUAUCAUUCCACUCGAGGGGCUGGACUUGAGUGGAAACCUGCUCUCCUUCUACAUCUUGCCUGGCAGUGUAUUAGACUCAUGUGGAAUCAUUUCUCUCAACCUCACCUCCUGCAUUUGACUGGAUGGGGAAAAGAGGAAUGCUCACUGGUAUAUGAGGCAAUUGAUGUCGUGCAGAAGUGUCUGCCACCAACCCACACUUCCAGAAGCCCCCCAAACUGGUCAAGUUAGCCACAAUUGGGUAGUAGAAGCCUGUAACCAGACUUAGCAUUACCAACUGGUAAGCUAAGGCAAUUGAGGCAGCCUGCCUAGGUGGCCACUUUUUAAACUGCAUGAGCCUCAGCAUGGAAACUAAUACAACUUCCUGUGCUCUUAAAAUAGUCAGAUAUGUUCCAGAUGAGUUUGCAGCUGAGAAGUCCCUGCAUCAUUCCACUGACGGAUGCACAGGGCAGGUGUGAUUACAUAAUAAUGUGGACAGCUGCUGCAACAUCUAGAUAAUUGAGGGCAGUGUAGUUGUGACUGUGUUCUAGGACCUUUGGUAGCUACCCAGAGGACUAAGUCCUAUGUCUUUUAGUCCUUGUGAGAGGUCUCUAAGCCCCACUUCUCCUUGAAAAUGACUCUCUAGACACUGGUGGCUUGUUUAUAUGAAUACAUAAAUACUCUAAGCUGCCAGAGAACAUGAGAGAAGGAGCUGGGAGAUAGAAUACUCAGGGGCUCAUUUUGGUACCAGACAACUUCUCUUUGUCAGCUGCUGACAUUUCUGCCUUUGAGCUUAAUGAAGUGUAAGGCAAAGAUUUUUGACCUGUCAGGUGGGUCUAGAAAGGAGCAAACCAGCUCCAGGCUAAGACCCGGGUAGAAAAGCAAGAAGAGGCCUGGCUGGUUUUGGCAAGGGUGAGUCUCAGAUCCUGAGAGUUUGAACAUGCUCUAUGCUUGCCCCAGUUCUCCCUUCACGUGGGAUCCAGCGACCCAGUUUCCUUUUGUUGUCGUGCUUCAAUGGUUCCUUCAUUUGAAGGGCUCCAGGAAGCUAGAAAGUCCCAUGAUUGAGCUCCAGCCUGCUGAGCAAACAAUGCCCCAGCUAAAUUGGCUUCUUCCUGGGUUUCUGCAUCCCUGCACCCUUCUCUCUGCACUGAGGGUAAUCUUGAAACAGUUGGGAUUAAUGGUGCCAGCAAUCAAGGAGGAUUCUCUAGUUUCUGUUAGGGACAUAGCUGUCAAGCUCAUGAGUAGGAGAUGCUGUUUCCUUUUCCAGACCUGUGUACAUAUGUGCUUAUAUAGGCUACCUCUAGAGAUUUUAUAUAUAGAUAUCUAUAUCUAUAGAUAAAUAUAUAAAAUCUGGAAAUGGCCGCUCACUUAGGCUCAUGCAGCACAGAUUAAUUAGAGUUUUCGCUAGCUUCCUUGCUGCUCAUGCAUGACUCUGCAGCUGCCCUCCCAUGUCCUGUCUCUAAUAAUUGCUGAAAUACAAAGAGGAAGAGAAAGAUAAAUAAGCCUCCUUGGGAUCAAUCGGAGAAGGAAUUCCAAGGCUGAUGGCAAAGCUUCAUAAGGAUGAUGCCGAAACGGAACUGGGGUCUCCAUGGUGAUAAGAGACUGAGGACCAAUGGGAGCUGAAGGCGGAGCAGGACUGUGGGGAGGACUCAUGGGAGUUGGGAGUCAUUUAACUAUUUGUUUGCUUCGUGAAAAUUUAGACACCAGCUGUAACUGGAUUGCACAGGCUGUAUAGAUAUUAUCAUUCUUGCUGACAUAUUCUGGAAGCUUUCAGCCCCAACACUGCCCCACCCAGGACUUCUGCAGCUGAGAGUUCCUGUGUCAGUAGGGUCUGAUAUUUGUACAUAGGUUAUACAUAUAUGUGUACAUAUGUGCCUCAAUGAGCAUUACCUGUCCACCUGAUCAUGGGUGUACACUGACUUCAUAAAACUCCACAGUCUUUUGUAAAUAUUGACACAAGUAAAUAAGUAUAUAAAUUAUAUUAUUGAGGAUUUAUUUUAACAUCAUUCUGUGUGAAAUGAAAAAUAAAAUAAAAUUUUUGAC